This is a messenger RNA of Danio aesculapii, 2537 nucleotides long. It is a transcript of the gene slc1a3b, whose product is annotated as solute carrier family 1 member 3b. Gene Ontology annotation, biological process: L-glutamate import across plasma membrane; L-aspartate import across plasma membrane; D-aspartate import across plasma membrane. Gene Ontology annotation, cellular component: plasma membrane. Gene Ontology annotation, molecular function: glutamate:sodium symporter activity; L-glutamate transmembrane transporter activity; neutral L-amino acid transmembrane transporter activity. Lineage: Eukaryota; Metazoa; Chordata; Actinopteri; Cypriniformes; Danionidae. Bases 186 to 1799 code for a protein of 537 amino acids. The transcript is spliced from 10 exons. The record is from RefSeq and is a predicted model, not a curated record.
UGUUUGAGAUCCUGAGUAUCAGGAGCUUCUUACUGGUGGAAGGUUAUUAAAUUCCCAGCACAGACUGGAAACUCUGAUCACUCAGGGCAUCUCUCAGCACAAGAGCUCACAGCAAGCAGUGUAGGGUCUCUUUUGGGUCACCGGUUCAGCCCAGCCAGCUUGAUCUCAGUGUGUGGAGCGACAGCAUGACCAAAAGCACCGGGGAGAAACCGCGGUCGCGCAACCGCGUCCAGCAGAUCCGAGAAGGAAUCCAGCUGCGCUCCCUAAAGGCCCGGAAGAAAGUUGAAGACAUCAGUAAAGAUGACGUGAAGGGCUUUCUGAGGAGAAAUGCCUUUGUGCUCUUAACUAUUGGAGCGGUGGUGUUUGGAAUUACACUGGGAUUUGCUCUGAGGUCCUACAAGAUGUCAUACAGAGAAGUGAAGUAUUUCUCCUUUCCUGGUGAGCUGUUGAUGCGGAUGCUGCAGAUGCUCGUGCUUCCUCUUCUAGUCUCAAGUUUGAUAACAGGCAUGGCAGCUCUGGACAGCCGAGCCUCUGGCAAGAUGGGCAUGCGAGCGGUCAUUUACUACAUGACCACCACCUUCAUCGCAGUGUUCAUUGGCAUCAUCAUGGUCCUGAUCAUCCACCCAGGCAAAGGCUCAAAGGAUGAGUUCACCAAACAGCAGAAGAUUGAGCAGGUCAGCCCGGCAGAUGCCUUCCUGGACCUCAUCAGAAACAUGUUUCCUCCUAAUCUGGUUCAAGCCUGCACUCAACAGUUUAAGACUCAGUAUGGCAAGAGGAUCAUCCACGUGAAGAUGAUUGUAAACGAUUCGAUCUUCAAUCUGACGAACGCCACGCAGGAGAUCGCUCAGGAGGAGGUGAUUCCUCUGUCGGGCACCACCAACGGCGUCAACGCCCUCGGCCUGGUGGUGUUUUCAAUGUGUUUCGGCCUAAUAAUCGGGAACAUGAAGGAACAGGGACAGGCUCUCCGAGAUUUCUUCGACUCCCUCAAUGAGGCCAUCAUGCGACUUGUUGCUAUUAUUAUGUGGUACGCACCUAUUGGUAUCCUCUUCCUGAUUGCUGGUAAAAUCGUGGAGAUGGAUGACAUCACAGCGAUGGGCGGGCAGCUGGGCAUGUAUACGGUUACGGUGAUCAUCGGCCUCAUGAUACACGGCAUUAUCAUUCUGCCCACAUUAUAUUUCGUCAUCACACGCAAAAACCCCUUCAUCUUCAUCACGGGUUUGCUGCAGGCCCUCAUCACAGCUCUCGGCACCUCGUCCAGCUCUGCCACUCUUCCCAUUACCUUCAAAUGCCUGGAGGAGAAUAAUAAGGUGGACAAACGUGUGACUCGAUUUGUUCUUCCUGUUGGAGCCACGAUCAACAUGGAUGGAACCGCUCUGUAUGAAGCUCUGGCGGCUAUCUUUAUCGCCCAGGUGAACAACAUGGAAAUGAAUUUCGGGCAGAUCAUAACUAUUAGCAUCACGGCCACUGCUGCAAGUAUCGGAGCGGCUGGAAUUCCACAGGCUGGUCUGGUCACCAUGGUGAUUGUACUGACCUCAGUCGGACUCCCUACCGAUGACAUCACCCUCAUCAUUGCAGUUGAUUGGUUCUUGGAUCGACUGCGCACUACAACUAAUGUGCUGGGAGAUUCAAUAGGAGCUGGAAUCAUUGAGUUCCUGUCCAAAGAUGAGCUCCAGGGCGGGGAUGUGGAGCUGGGCAGCUCAGUGCUGGAGGAGAACGAGCUGAAGAAACCGUACCAGAAGAUCCCUCAGGACAACGAAUACGAGAACGAGAAACCGCCAGACAGCGAGACCAAGAUGUAGAGGCUGAUGUUCAACGCCCAACCAAGGAUAUGUUUGAUUUCUGUUUGUGUUUGUUUAUACAGUGGCCUCCAAAUAUAGUUGAGCACACUUAAUAAUAUAAGGAUUGAAUUGCAUUACACUCUUAAACAUAAAAGUUCCCGAAGAGGAGCUAGACACAAUGCCAAACUGUGAGUAUUUACUUAAAGAGUCAUGAAACACCAACACACAUUUUUUGAGAUGUUGACAGUCAUAUAUAUGUCCCAAUAGUCUGUCUUAAAUUGCGCUUGGGCUCAUAAUUACAGUUAAUGUGUCGGACCGGGUCAAGCUCGGACACAAUGUGCAUGGGCUCGGGUAGGGUCGAGUUUCAUUUUUGGGCCCGAUCUAAGCUCUAAUAGAAUGUUAGUCCUGUUUUUGAAUCUGCCACUAUGCUGACACAUAGGCAUCUGUAGCUCCGCCCUCUUUUGAAAAGAGCACGAUCUCAUUUGAAUUUAAAGCGACACCAAAAUGGCACAAUUAGGAUCAAGGCCUAAAAGGGGGAGUUUCAUAGGUAAUCACACUAAAUAAUAUAAGGAUUGAACUGCAUUACACUCUUAAAUAUAAAAGUUCACGAAGAGGAGCUAGAGACAAUGCCAAACUGUGAGUGUUUACUUAAAGAGUCAUGAAACACAGAAACACAUUUUUUAAAAUGUCGACAGUCAUAAUUAGUAUUAGUAGUUUGAGAUGUCGACAGUCAUAUAUAUGUCCCACGCUGCUAAAAAC